CACUGUCGGGACGUCUUGCGGUCCUCUCUCAGCCACUGUGCAGACAGCGCGGCUCGGCGCACAUCGUCGCUGCGGUGUCUGUCUCCUCUCCGGAACAGCCACCUACUUGAAAUGGAGCCUGAGACCUGGCAGUAAUGGAUGUCUUGUCUCUUGGGUGGAUCUGCCAGCACUGAGACCCGGGGAGGGCCAAAUUAAUUGAAACCACUGGAGUGCACCAGAGGGCAAAAGUAAAGCUUGCCAAAGUAGUGACUGUGUCUUGGCUCUGAAGGGAGGAGCGAGAAGGCGCAGACCCCACUUACUCCUUCCAAACAAAGGGAGUGCUUGCCCAGGAAGUGUUCUUCACUGUCUGUCAGAACAGGAAUCUUUCACCUUGGAAAAUGAAGAUGUUGUUGCCAUGGGAACUCUUAGUCCUUCUGUCACUCAAAGAGUGCCUUGCCGACAACGCCCGCCACGGUCCUGUCUUCACCCAGGAGCCCAGUGACAGUGUUUUCCCUAUGAGCUCCGGCGACAAGCUGGUGUUCAUUAACUGCAAAGCGAAGGGUAACCCACCUCCACACUAUAGGUGGAAAGUGGAUGGGAGGGACAUAGACUCUGGUUCGGACCAGAGCUACAGCCUUGUUGAAGGGAACCUGCUGAUCAAUAAUCCUCAUUUUAUCAAUCACGGAGGCGUCUAUCAGUGCAUCGCCACCAACGCGUUUGGAACCAUCGUCAGCAGGGAGGCAAAAGUCCAGUUUGCAUUUCUGCAGAACUUCAGCCAAAAGCUGAGGAACACGGUGACGGUGAGAGAGGGUCAAGCCGUGGUUCUCCUCUGUGGCCCGCCGCCCCAUUACGGAGAAAUCAAGUAUUCCUGGGUUUUCAAUGGCAACCGCAGCUUCCUCCAGCAGGAUGCCCGCCGUUUCAUCUCCCAGCGGACGGGCAACUUGUACGUCGCCAAAGUUCAGGCCUCGGACGCCGGGAACUACACGUGUGUAGUGAGAAACAUGAUGACCAACGCCACGGUGUUCAGCUCUCCGACCCCGGUGGUGGUGCGGGGUGACGUGGUGAUGGGUGAAUACGAGCCCAAGAUCGAGGUUCAGUUUCCUGACACCCUUUACGUUUCCAAAGGAUCGUCAGUGAAGCUGGAAUGCUUUGCCCUAGGAAACCCCGUGCCAUCCAUCUCCUGGAGGAGAGCCGAUGGAAACCCACUCCCUGGGAAGAUUAAGAUCAACCACUACACCGGAGAUCUGGAAAUUCCAUAUUUUCGCCCAGAGGAUGCCGGUGUGUACGAGUGUGUUGCUGAGAACAGCAGAGGGAAGAAUGUUGCCAGAGGGCAGCUGAUAUUCCAGAAUGUUGAACAUCUUCAGUGGACCCAGAUACUGAAAGAUGCACAUAUGGCCAUUGAUGCCAACCUGCAGUGGGAAUGUAAAGCCAUUGGUAAACCUAAACCUAGAUAUCGAUGGUUAAAGAAUGGUCAACCGCUAACAACAAAGGAGAGAGUUCACGUUGAAGCUGGCAGACUGACCAUAUCCACGAUCCGUUUGUCAGACUCAGGGAUGUAUCAGUGUGUGGCAGAGAAUGAAUAUGGAUCACUGUAUGCCAGCGCUGAGCUCAAGGUUGUAGCUUCGCCGCCUGAUUUUACCCAGCGGCCCGUGAAAAAAUCCACGGUGAUCCAUAGAGGAGGAGAGGUGGUGUUAGAGUGCCGGCCCAACGCUUCCCCCAGGGCCACCAUCUCCUGGUGGAGAGGGGGCGAGCUCCUGAGGACCGGCAAGAGACAGAUGAUCCUGGAGGACGGCACGCUGCGCAUCGCCAACAUCUCCAAGGCGGACGAGGGCAGCUACACAUGUGUGGCCAGAAACCAUUUUGGAGCAUCCAGCAGCACAGGGGCUCUGGUAGUGAAAGAGCCCACCAGGAUCGUGGUACCGCCUCUAAGCUCGGACGCCAGCGUGGGACAGAGCCUGGUCCUGCCCUGCCAGGUGUCCAGCGACUCGUCCCUCAGUCCCGUCUUCAAGUGGUUCUUCAACGGCAAGGCCAUCGACUACAGCCGGCAGGAGCACUUUGAGAUGAUUGGUGGGGGAUUUGCAGGCGACCUGAUGGUGAGGAACAUCCAGCUGAGGCACUCUGGAAAGUAUGUGUGUAUGGUACACACUGACGUGGACACGGUGUCGGCAGCAGCAGAUCUAAUUGUUAGAGGACCUCCUGGAGCCCCUCAGGGUCUGCUAGUGACAGCCAUUACUGACGCUACAGCGCAGCUAUCCUGGAGCUCUGGACCAGACAACCACAGUCCCAUCACCAUGUACAUGGUUCAAGCUCGGACCCCCUUCUCUAUUGGCUGGCAGACAGUGAAGACAGUUCCUGAUUCUGUGCCUGGACAGAUGAUGCACGCAACUGUGAAAGAUUUGAGCCCCUGGGUGGAAUAUGAAUUCAGGGUGGUCGCAAUCAACAGUGUUGGUGUUGGAGAACCCAGCAUGCCGUCAAAACAGAUCCGAACCAAAGCAGCAGCUCCCAAGGUUGCACCGGUUAAUGUGAGUGGCGGCGGGGGAGCUCGAGGAGAGCUUGUCAUUACGUGGGAGCCGGUUCCAGAGGAACAGCAGAGCGGAGAGGAAUUUGGCUAUCUCGUGGCUUUCCGCCCGCUCGGCAGCAGCACCUGGAUCAAGACGGUGCUGGCCUCGGCCGACGUGUCCAGAUACGUGUACAGGAAUGACAGCGUCGCACCACUGUCCCGUUUCGAAGCCACUGUGGGUGUGUUCAACAGUGUGGGCGAGGGGCCGUUCAGUCGGAUCGUAAAAGUGCUCUCUGCAGAGGAAGAGCCUUCCGCCGCUCCAUCGAGAGUAUGGGCUCAUUCCUUAUCUGCCUCUGAGAUUGAGGUGUACUGGGAACCAGUUCCUCCCAGGUCCAGCACUGAGAACAUCAUAGGGUACGAGGUUCUCUUGUGGGAGGGAAGCUCUGAGCAGCGUGAAGCAGACAGGGUGAGGGUUACCGACAGCUCGGCGCUGCUCUCCGGUUUAAAGAGCAGUACGGUCUACCUGAUCUCAGUGAGGGCCCAGAACAGUGCCGGAUUUGGACCCUCUAGCCCCUCCAUCAGCGUCGCCACCAAGAAACCACCACCAAGCCAGCCUCCAGGGGCCAUUGAGUGGAACCUGACCAACUCAAAGAUCUUUCUGAAGUGGGAGCACGUCAAGGCGUCGCAGAAUGAAUCCGAGGUGACGGGAUACAAGGUUGUGUAUCGCCAGAGCUGGCAUGGCAGGACUACGGUACUGCAAACCAAUAAGACCAGCAUUGAGCUGCGGGUUCCUUACGGGGAAGACCACGUCAUCGAGAUCACAGCGCUGACUGAGGGGGGCCAUGGCACCAGCAGCGGUCCCAUUCACAUACCAAAGAUGUCCAGUCUGAACUCAAAAGGAUGUGUGGCUAGAAUUCCAGUGAAGAUUUACUGUUUCAUCCCCUUUGGACUUCAUUUAUUAAUCCAUCUACUGAUGCUAUUAUGCUGAAAGUAAACGCAGUGUAUAGUUUUCCUCCAGCAUUUGACAUUUGUCGAACAAACGGCGGCAACUGUACAAUUUUUCAGCCUCUGGUUUCCAAGGAACAGGAGCGGAGAGAUGGAACCUUGGUGAAAAGUUGUCAAAUGCCCACAAAGUGCUGCUCUCAGACAACGGCACAAAACAUCUCCUGCUGGGCUGCAACACUGCACAAUGCAUAAAUUUGUCAAAGCUGAAAAGCGGACCUUCUCUCCUUUCACUGACAAAUGAAUUUGAGCACAGCUUCAUGUCCCUUUUUUAUUUCUGUGUGUGUGCUUAUUUUGCAUUAAUGUUAAUGUCCAGUUUCAGUUUGUUUUGAUGUGAAACCUCUUACCUUGGUGCACAAAUUUCUCUCUCAACCAGCAGGUUUGAAACAAAAGUGUCCUGUCAUCCUCUUCGCUUUGUUUCCUGAAGACGAGCAGUUGAGCCUUGACUUUUUUACUUUGGUAUGAAAGAAAAACCCUUGAAGAAAUUGUAAAUAUUUGUUACCAUGUCUGUAGCCACCUUGAGCUAAUGAAAAUACACUUUUAUGAUAUAGGUUAGAAAUCUCCCAAGAUAAGAAGAAGAAGACAUCUGGCUUUCUAACCUGUAUCUGUUGCAGGCUAUAGUAGAUCAACAAUAAGCGUUAUUAGCUUAGCAGCUUGAAACAGAAGUUCUCAAAAUGUUCAACUUCCAACCCAAAGGAAAAUAACUGCACAGAGCUGAGAAUCCAUCUACUGCAGGUUGAAUACAAAACAAGCUAUUGUGCUUGGUCAGCUUAUUAUUGUUUGUCACAUUGUGCUGUUAGUUUUCCAUGCCCCAGAGUUGCUGUUGACACCAAACUUAAACUGUGCUGGGAAGUGACUUACAGCAUUUCAGUUUAAGUUAUCAGCUGUAGCUAAUUAUCUAGAUUGUUGAGUAAACCCCCAUCGUAGUUAAUGAAGACCCCUCUAUGCUCUCUGUGAAGCACAUGAACAAAAAGUCUGUAUGUUCCACUGAUCACCGUGAGCUGAUGACACGGAAAAUCUUUUUAUCAAACUAUUGUAAAAUAUUAUAAAUACAGAGCAACUACUUUUCCAUCUCCUCCCUCCCCCUUUAAAAAACAAUGACAGAACAUGUCUUUCACAUCAUGACAUGUAAAUUUGCCUAUUAAAUCAUAGCCUAAAAACUCAAAACUUCCUUUGGUCAACGUGUUGCACAAUAUGGGAGUGUGUGCGCUUCUCUACAGCUAGGAACUGUUUCCAUAGGGAACCCAGCACACAGUGCUCUCCUUUCCCAAGGUGCCUGAUUAAGGCUCUAUUGAUUAGUGCAGAGACUGAAAAAUAUGAAUUCCAGCUGCUGAGUGAGAACAACAGUGAGUGGCUCAAGCGAAGAGCUAAAACUUAACACGAUGUACUUCAGACUUAAAUUCUCUCCAGCCAUCUUGCAGUUGAGGGUGUACCCAGGGCUUUAACCAGGUGUGAGGGGGUUUUAUGUGACUUAGCCUGAGACCGUUAAGAUUCUAUUGCUAAAUCUGGCAGUUUUUACCUCCCGUCUUCUGAAUCUGACAGAUAAUACGCCACUUUUUUUUUUCUACAUGUGAUACUUGAGACAAAAUCAAUGAAUGCAUCUCACCCAGUAGCUUUGUUCCAGCUCAGCCCUGCUGUUGCUAUUGGCGCUUUAUUGGGGCAAUCGGUUCCUUAUAACGCAGCCUUGUGAUGAGCAGAUGCAUCAUUAAAGUAAUUAAUAGCAGGUUUGCUGUUCCCUCUGCAAUUAGUUAAAGUCUCCGCUGUGAGCAGAGCUGCUCAGUAACCACAAGCUCAAACUUAUAAACAUAAUUAUAUUAGACCAGCUAAUGGCUAAUGUUGGCCCAAGCAGUGGUGUUUAGUUAAAGAAACGAGCCAGUUAGGAGUUUUCUGUUUCUUCUGUUUAAUUCAUUCCUCUAAUGCCUGUGUGACAAAACAUGUUUUUACCGAAGUUCAUUCAGUUGCUGUGGAUUAUUGUUCAUCUAUGUUGAAGACUGUUGCCAGCUGAAAUAGAUAUCUUCAUCCUAUCAAUGGUACUGCUGAAUUCCUCAAAGCAGACAAAGGAAAAGCUGCUUCUUUUCUUCUCUUGAUGUUAUGCAAGAAAACACGGAGUGACCUUGUGAUGCUUUAACACGUGUGCAGACACUCUGAGUUGCAUUUUUAGCUGAGUUUCUGUCAGAAAUCCAUUAAAUCGCUCUGCCUUAGCAAGUUCAUAUGCUGUUUAUGUCAAAUGUUGGAAAAGAUUCACUUUAAAUGUUGAUGCGUCCAAACCGUUUGCUGGUACUGUGUAUCAAAGCGGUGAAGUCGUCCUGCAUCAAAACCAUUGUGCUUAUAAUGUAAAGAGAUGGAUUUAUAAUGAUAGGACAAAAUGAGGAAUGUUAUUGUAUUAUUUUAAUUGUUUUUGUUAUUUUGCGGGAAGAAAGGAUGGGUUGAAGGGAAAAAACCUGAAAGCUUUAAAAAGUACCAUAGGAUAUUAUGAGAUGUAAAGUUUCCUAAAGCAGAUUUCACAUUAAGAGUCGAAUAUGUUGGAAAAAUUAGUGUCGGUGUGUGAAGCUUCUCCGUUCUGUAGCCGCAACAGAAAACAGAUUUGUUUUGCAAAGGUAUUCAUAUCCUUCAGUUUGUCCAAAAUUUAUCAUGUGUGAAAAAGCAGCACAAAGUAGUGCAAGUGAUACAAUAUGAAUAUGAAUCUGUUUUAUACAGUUAUAAAUAAGUUUUCUUUUUUUUUUUUUACAGAUGUGAAUCUGAAAAGUGUGGUGUGCCGACCCCUGGACCCAUUAUUAAUAGAACCACCUGCCAUCCAUAUAGAGAUGCUGGUCUUCCAGUCUCUGGCUGCUUACUUUCCCUUUUCCCCGUUCUUCCUUGUAGAAGCUGAAGCUGCAGAUGGGAAGCAGACCAUCUGUGAGCAUCAGGUUUUAGUUUUGCUAGCUCUUGGUUUAGCUUUAUGUCUCUACCAGUAGAGUUGAAAGUGUGACCCCGGGGCCAUUUGAGAGCCUCUGAUUUUAUGCGACCUUCAACCACCAUUCAACUGUAGCACAGCUCUGGUUUGCUAACUCAAGGAGUUGAUGCAAGGAUACAUUUACAAAAAAUAUUUUAACUGAUAUAAAGACUUUUAAAAUUCCUAAAAUUGAUCACUUAAGGUGCAACACAAAGAAUUAAUUGUCUUGCAACCUUAUUUUUAUGUUUGCUUUGAUUAAAUUUGAUGUUAGAUAUGACCACAGUGACUGGGAUGGGAUGUACUGGGAUGCAGACAUGGAGGCACACACUUAUUGAGCUCGGCUAAAUGAAACAAUAAUUAGCCAUAGCUGGUUUUUGUUGCUGAAAAUACAAACACAAAAUAAAACCUAGACAAAAUGAAUCAACCUGAAGAAAUUAUUAUUGAUUGAUUUAAGUCUCACAAAACAGCUGCAUUCAGGUGGUUCUCAACUAGACAGAACUUUUACUUAUGAGCAUCAGAGGUCUGAAUACACGGGCAAUCCACACUUUUUAGAUAAAAAACUAUAAUUCUGAGCACAAUUUGCUGCUCACAUAAAAUUACAAUAUUAAUUUAUUAUUUUUUCUUACAGAAUCGUACAUUGAAGCUUGUGGUCAUAAAGCAUCAAAACAUUAAAAAGUAGUUAGAUGUGAAUAUGUCUACAAAUGCCUGAUUAACUGUUCUGGUAGGAAGGUAAAUUAUGCUUGUAUCCCUCAGUUUGCAAAAGUACAAGUUUUCAAUUUAACAACAUUAAAACUAAAAAAGCUGUUUUGUUUUUUAUCGUUCUGCAUCAAGCAGCAGUUUUCAAACUGUUGCAUAUCUUUGAUUGUGGUACAUCAGGCUUAUGACACAUUUAGAGUUUGCAUCCUGAAUGUUUUUUGGUUUAUGAACCUCCUGUACCUGCACAUGGGACAAGCAUGAGGAGGCAAACAUUUCUUACUCUCUGCUGUUACACUCCAGUAAAUAUUAGUAGAUUCUGUUAUGGUGCAACAUCCAAAAACAGGAAAUCUGAAGCUUUUUAGUACAGUAAAAAAAAUACUCAAUUAUAUUCAAUUCCUUCAUAGACACAAUAAAUACCUUUUUAAAAUAGAUCAAAUAUACAAGUCGGUUACAGAAACAUUGCUACUGCUGAACUCCAGUUUUAAAUUUCCAGUCAUAUGUUGAAAAGAACAGAAAACGGCUAAUUAUACCAUGAAAACGUCUUUAAUAUUGACCUUUUUAUUUAAACUUGUGUCUCUGUCAGUAUUAACAGUAUUUAAUUUAUUUAUUAAAUAAUUAAUUUAAUAAAUAAAUUAUUACGUUGUCUAAAAAUAGACAACGUAAUAAUUGUCACACAAUUAAUUCACACAAUUUUAAUUUAACAGAAAUUUAGGUAGAGUUAGGGUGAAAUGCUCUCCAUGUUUGUGCACAUAGGGCUUACUUUAUAGUUGAAAUAAUACAUAGUUACUAUUUAAAAAUUGCCUUUUAAAAUAUUGAGUUAAGAUCUUCCUUUUAAUUUUGUUCUUGUAUUAUUUGUGUAUUUAUUUCUUUUAAUAUAAGUAUAAAUUAUUGCACUAGUGUUUCUAUUUUUAAAUGUAUCAUUAACUUAUCGUUGCGCUCUAUUGCUGAUCAUUUAAGUGAUGUAAUACUAUUGUAUUAAACAGAUAUCUCUGUGAGAUACUGAGGAACGAUUCAAUAAAGUUUCACAUUGAAACCUUUU
Xiphophorus hellerii (green swordtail) is the source of this 8148-nucleotide messenger RNA. It is a transcript of the gene cntn6, whose product is annotated as contactin 6. Gene Ontology annotation, molecular function: cell-cell adhesion mediator activity. Bases 378 to 3467 code for a protein of 1029 amino acids. NCBI's taxonomy places the organism in Eukaryota, Metazoa, Chordata, Actinopteri, Cyprinodontiformes, Poeciliidae. Gene Ontology annotation, cellular component: axon; plasma membrane. The transcript has 25 exons. Gene Ontology annotation, biological process: cell-cell adhesion; brain development; axon guidance. The record is from RefSeq and is a predicted model, not a curated record.